AUGCAUACUCAUACCGUAACAAGAUUUUGGGAUUGGAGAAUUAGUGGUGAUUUAAAACCAGUUAAAAAUCAAGGGAAAGGAGACUAUUGUUUUGCUUUUGCAUCAUGUGCGGCAGUCGAAUUUCUAUAUCACCGCCAUCCAGAUUUUGGACAAAGAGUGUUGCUUUUCCCUCAAGAUAUUUGGAACAAUUUAGUUUAUCUGAAUCGAGUAAUGGCAGGUGAUGAUGAGGAGGAUGAUGGUGGCUACUCUCCAUCCUUGGAAAUACUUCAACAAUCUGUACCUUUAAAUGAGCGCCAGGUUAAGAUGAGAAUUGAGACAGUUAUACCGGUCCUAAGGAAGAAUAUGGAGCAUGAUGUAUAUCAUUAUGGACAUUAUGGACCUGUAAUCGUGGAUGUCGAUUGGAAUGAUGAAAUGAAUAACAUAUCUGGGGAUGUGAUAUAUCGUGGACCUCGUCUUGCAUCUGUCUUUGACCCAGAACUAGUAUUAAUCCAUGUCGUGCUUGUUAUAGGUUGUGGAACUAAAAAAAGUUGGAAAUGA
Molecule: messenger RNA, 537 nt
Organism: Vicia villosa (hairy vetch)
Lineage: Eukaryota; Viridiplantae; Streptophyta; Magnoliopsida; Fabales; Fabaceae
Exons: 5
Coding region: 1-537 (178 amino acids)
Source: RefSeq, a predicted model, not a curated record